AGAGAGAGAGAGAGAGAGAAAGAGUCAAUUGUAAACUGUAGUAUGGAAGAAGGAAAAGAAGAUCGAAAGAUCAACAAGUAUUCUUGUGCUUGCUCCAUUGUUGCUUCUAUGAUCUCCAUCAUCUUUGGUUAUGAGACCGGUGUUACGAGUGGAGCAAUGAUCUUUAUCAAAGAAGAUCUGAAAAUCAACGAUGUACAAGUCCAAGUCUUUGCUGGAAUCAUCAACUUUUGUGCCUUAGUUGGCGCUUUGAGCGCCGGUCGAACUUCAGACUACAUAGGUCGUAGGUACACCAUAUCUUUGGCCUCCACAAUCUUCCUUUUGGGAUCCUUACUAAUGGGAUUUGCCCCUUCCUAUGCGGUCCUCUUGAUCGGACGAUGUGUGGCUGGGAUUGGAGUAGGGUUUGCUCUAGUGAUCGCUCCGGUUUACUCAGCCGAGAUAUCUGCCACCAACACCCGAGGAAUCCUAUCUUCAUUGCCCGAAAUUGGCAUUAGCUUAGGAAUUUUGUUAGGUUAUAUAUCUAAUUAUUUUUUCUCUAAGUUAGCCCUUAAUAUUGGUUGGAGGAUAAUGUUCUUCAUGGCAACUAUUCCUUCUAUAGGGUUAGCUUUUGGCAUUCUUAGAAUGCCAGAGUCCCCAAGAUGGCUCGCGAUACAGGGCCGUCUUAGGGAUGCCAAACAUGUUUUGUUAAAAGUGUCGAACAGUAAAGAAGAAGCUCAAUCCCGACUGCAAGACAUCAAACUAGCAAUCGGGAUUGAUGCUGACUGUAAUGACGAUUUUGUCACACUCAAGCAAAACACAUGUGGCAAAGGCGUGUGGAAAGAAUUACUACUAAGACCAACCCCACCGGUCCGCUGGGUCCUCCUAGCCGCCAUUGGAAUUCAUUUCUUCGAGCACGCAACUGGGAUCGAAGCUGUGGUCUUGUAUGGCCCACGGAUUUUCAAGAAAGCCGGGGUUACAACCAACGACAAGCUUUUAUUAGCUAAUAUAGGAGUCGGGGUCGCGAAAACUAUAUUCAUAACCGCAUCCACGUUCUUUAUCGAUAAAGCCGGAAGGCGAAAACUUCUAUUAACAAGUGUUGGAGGGAUGAUCAUUGCCUUAUUGGGGUUAGGGUUUGCUUUGACCAUAGUGCACCAAUCCCAUGACCAAAAGGUGGUUUGGGCACUUUGGUUAAGUAUAGCUACAUGUUACAUAUAUGUAAUGUUCUUUUCCAUUGGGCUUGCACCAAUCACAUGGGUUUAUAGUUCUGAGAUAUUUCCCUUGAAGUUAAGGGCCCAAGGGGCUAGUAUUGGGGUGGCUGUGAAUAGGGUUACUAAUGCAACUGUGUCAAUGACCUUUUUGUCCCUGGUGAAUGCCAUCACCAUUGGAGGGGCAUUCUUCAUGUUUGCUGGUAUGGCUGUUUUGGCUUGGAUCUUUUUCUUCUUUUUCUUGCCUGAGACCAAAGGGAGGUCACUUGAAGAGAUGGAACAGGUUUUCACAAGGGUAAAAAAGUCAAGAAAUGUAGAUGUGGAGUUGCAGACCGGAAACAAAGGAGUUCAAGUGGCAUAAUCUGGAAACCAAAGAACAUACUUGUAAUUUUAAUUUUACUAUAAUAAUAAUGUCAUAUGUGUUCUUUUACGUAUUAGAUUUAACUUCUUGUAAUGUAAUUGCUUGCUUAUCGCUACUGUUAAAAAAAAGUGCUAGAAAAU
Helianthus annuus (common sunflower) is the source of this 1682-nucleotide messenger RNA. Its product is annotated as probable polyol transporter 6. Gene Ontology annotation, molecular function: carbohydrate transmembrane transporter activity. Gene Ontology annotation, cellular component: membrane. Lineage: Eukaryota; Viridiplantae; Streptophyta; Magnoliopsida; Asterales; Asteraceae. The transcript has 2 exons. The coding region runs from base 43 to 1542 and encodes 499 amino acids. Gene Ontology annotation, biological process: transmembrane transport. The record is from RefSeq and is a predicted model, not a curated record.